GCAGAGAAGAGGCAGAAGAGGAAAAAGCACAACUCCUAGCCUGGCCCCACAGGCUCCUUGCUCCGGCCCAAGUUGCUGAAGGGCUCUGUACUUUUGGCAUUUCCUCUGGGAUAUCCACUCUCACCUUGGCAGCCAGGCUGAGAAAGGACUCCAAGGUCCCUGCGGCAUGACAACUUUUGUUCCUGCAACCCUCUUCCUUCUCCUCUGGACCCUGCCAGGGCAGGUCCUCCUCAGUGUGGCUUUAGCAAAAGAGGAUGUCAAAUCUGGGCCCAAAGGAUCCAAGCCCAUGUCACCCUCUGACUUCUUGGACAAGCUUAUGGGGCGAACAUCUGGAUAUGAUGCCAGGAUUCGACCUAAUUUCAAAGGCCCACCUGUGAAUGUGACCUGCAACAUCUUCAUCAAUAGUUUCGGCUCCGUCACUGAGACUACCAUGGACUACCGGGUGAAUGUCUUCUUGAGGCAGCAGUGGAAUGACCCACGUUUGGCCUACCAUGAAUAUCCUGAUGACUCUCUGGAUCUAGAUCCCUCCAUGCUUGACUCUAUCUGGAAGCCAGACCUCUUCUUUGCCAAUGAGAAAGGGGCCAACUUCCAUGAGGUGACCACAGACAACAAGUUACUGCGCAUCUUCAAGAAUGGGAAUGUGCUCUACAGCAUCAGAUUGACCCUCAUUUUGUCCUGCCCAAUGGAUCUCAAGAACUUCCCCAUGGACAUCCAGACCUGCACAAUGCAGUUGGAAAGCUUUGGCUACACGAUGAAUGACCUCAUGUUUGGGUGGUUAGAAGAUGCUCCUGCUGUCCAAGUGGCUGAGGGGCUAACCCUCCCCCAAUUCAUCUUGCGGGAUGAGAAAGAUCUAGGUUACUGUACCAAGCACUACAACACAGGGAAAUUCACCUGCAUCGAGGUAAAGUUUCACCUGGAACGGCAGAUGGGUUACUAUCUGAUUCAGAUGUACAUCCCCAGCCUACUCAUUGUCAUCUUGUCUUGGGUGUCCUUCUGGAUCAAUAUGGAUGCUGCCCCUGCCCGUGUAGGCCUCGGCAUCACUACCGUCCUCACCAUGACAACCCAGAGCUCUGGCUCCCGGGCCUCCUUGCCUAAGGUAUCCUACGUGAAGGCAAUUGACAUCUGGAUGGCUGUGUGCCUCCUCUUUGUAUUCGCUGCCUUGCUGGAGUACGCUGCUGUCAAUUUUGUCUCUCGUCAGCAUAAGGAAUUUAUGAGACUUCGAAGAAGGCAGAGGCGCCAACGCAUGGAAGAAGACAUCAUACGAGAAAGCCGCUUCUAUUUCCGAGGCUAUGGCCUAGGACACUGCCUACAGGCAAGAGAUGGAAGUCCAAUGGAAGGUUCCAGCAUUUAUAGUCCCCAGCCUCCAGCCCCUCUUCUAAAGGAGGGAGAAACACCAAGAAAACUCUGUGUGGACCGAGCUAAGAGAAUUGACAGCAUCUCUAGGGCUGUCUUCCCUUUCACUUUUCUUAUUUUCAAUAUCUUCUACUGGGUUAUCUAUAAAGUUCUACGGUCAGAAGAUAUCCACCAAGCACGGUGAAUAGGGUGGGGGCUCUAGAGUCCAGCUGCUGGCUUCCUGCUUUCUCCCAGGUGGGCUUUUCCCUUCCAUAAAUCUCCACCAGGGGUUCCCUCUUGAUCUCCCACUCAUAACUUCAACUACCUACCAGUCACUAAGCUAUGUGGGUCUAUACUCCCUAGUGUCAAUGGAGGCUGUGAUUAUAAACAUGGCUUAUCUACCCACCCCGGCUAACUCCAUACUCUCCUAUUUCUCAUGACUGAGGUUUGGCCAUGUUCCUGAUGCUAAGAUGAUUUUGUCAUCGCUGGAGUUCCUGUUUUCCCCUAGUCCAGAGAAGAAUAUUGAGACUACCGGAUUCUUGUUUUAUCAUCUUAACCUGCAUCACUCCUUGUCUUUCUACUUUACCCAGAGCCUGACCUUUUCUCAGCACUUCUAUCCCUCCUACUGCAAGCUCAAACAUGGAUUCAUUUCCACCCACAAAUGCUGCCCUGAACAAUGCAGUCAGGUGUCCUUACAGUGACAGGAAACAGUGGCAAAGGCUCCCCACCUCUUCAAGGAUGGGUUAGUCAUAGGCUGCACUGGGACAGGGUCCUGUUACAUGGCCCAAGAGAAGAGGGGCUCAAUUCUGGGAAAUCUAACACUGUCAGAAUUGGGGCAACAAUUUUGAACCCUGAGACAGACUACCCUUCCAGAUCCACCUCAGCCUCUUGGUAUCAGAAAUAUUUGUUCUCAUCCUUAACCAACUAGCAUGGCCACAGGGCUUGUUACGCUGCUGGGCAGCAAAAAAGGGGAGAGUAGGCUUAGUCCUUAAGAAAGUUAUUUGAUGAUGCUAGAAAAACUGAGACACAAGCUAGGAAAACCCAGGAAGAGCAAAGUACAGAAACAAUUUUUGGAGAGACUAUUAUUAUUUUUGUUUCUUUUUUCCUUUUUCUCCAAAGUCUCUUUGUUUUCCAGGACCUUCCAACUUUGUCCUUCACCUCCUUUUCAUGAGGAAAUAAUGGUGCCAUGCAACGUUCUGGAUAGAGUGAGCUUCAGAGAUCCAGAGGAAGAACUAGGCAUGUAGAAGGCCCCUAUCCUGAUCAGACAUUGACUCGUUCUGUCUCAGGGUAGCAGUUCUGUAAGUUAGAUAGUCAAAAUACAACCUAUUUCUUCACCUUUUUCUUGCUUCCCUUUCUCCGUCUAUAAGACUCAGAUAAAGCUACCAGAAGGUCAGAAUAGAGUGAGUUGGUAUGUCAUUCUGGGGCAUGGGGAUACAUGGGGCUGGGUACACCAAGUCCUUUGAAGUGAGUGACACAACUGUGAAGAACAAAGAAAUAAGAUGAAAGAGAUUCAAGUACGGGAUAGCAGUUGGAAUACAUGAACAAAUAAUCUCUUAAAACAUCAUGUUCUUUUUUUCUAGACCCAGAAUAAUAAUUAACUAUGUAAUCCAAUCUCUCUCUCCUCCCUCCCACUCCCCCUCCUUUCUUCCUUCCUUCCCAAGUUUCCUCCCUUUGUUCUCUUUCCCCUCUCCUCUCUUCUCUCCCCUCCCUGUCCUUUUCAUCUCUCUCUUACUAUCUCAUUCCACAUAGUGCUCCAAAUUGAAGCUCAGUAAAUUCAAUGGUUAAUGUAAAUGCUACAGUCAAAGGAAAAGCUCAGCUUUCUCCAUUUUCAUACUGAGCUUGUCCGAGCGUUCUUGUUCACUGAGAUACUCUUGUGGCCAUUAAUUUUGAAAAGAGUGGCCAAGGGACCUAAUCUAGAAAUUUUUUUUUUCAUUUUUUUUGAGAAAAGAUCUUGCCGUGUAUCCUAAGCUGCCCUGGAACUUACUUGCAGCCCAGGGUAGCACAGAACUCAUAAUUCUCCUGUCUCAGCCCCUGUAGUACUAGGGUUAGCAGUGUGUACUACCACAUCCAGAUGGGGAAAGUAUUUUUAUUAGCCAUAUUAGCACUCUCAUGCCAAGAAUCAAAAUUUUAAAUCUGGUUUAUAGGAGGAGAUUGAAUUGAAAAGGGUAGAGAACCCCUAUUUUCCCAUUUCUGCCCAGGUACUGUCAAUCAGUAACAGGCCACAAG
Nannospalax galili (Upper Galilee mountains blind mole rat) is the source of this 3558-nucleotide messenger RNA. It is a transcript of the gene Glra4, whose product is annotated as glycine receptor alpha 4. Gene Ontology annotation, molecular function: chloride channel activity; transmembrane signaling receptor activity; transmitter-gated monoatomic ion channel activity. The coding region runs from base 167 to 1537 and encodes 456 amino acids. Gene Ontology annotation, biological process: regulation of membrane potential; chemical synaptic transmission; chloride transmembrane transport. The transcript has 9 exons. Lineage: Eukaryota; Metazoa; Chordata; Mammalia; Rodentia; Spalacidae. The record is from RefSeq and is a predicted model, not a curated record. Gene Ontology annotation, cellular component: synapse; neuron projection; plasma membrane.